AUGGUCCACGCACGUUCCGUUGCAUCUCAGAACCACAGAUGUGCACAAGGCGACACGAGGCUGACAAGCUACAGACUCCUCUCCCACGCAAUCCACAGCCGCCUCCUCGACUCGUCCCACCUCCCGACACUCCUGCGCGCCACCCGCGGCGCUCUGUUCCCCAACAACGCCCAGGGCGUCUCGUCUCUCACGCCGCCCGCCGACGAGAGCCAGCUGCGCGCCCUGCGCCGCCGUUGCGCUAGCGCCCUCUUGGCCCUGGUACCGAGGUGGCUGUCUCGCUUCUACCUCAGCGGGCGAGGCCUCGGCCUCCGCUCGCGGACCGUUCCGAGUCACCGUCUCAGUGGCAGUGGCGAGCUAGCAGCGACGCGCGAAGAGGGCGAACGGGAUGUUGGCACUAGCGGCGGGCAAACUUCGACGGAGGAGCGCGAGGAAAGCGAGGAGGAUAGGACGGCGGAGGAGGAGCGGGUUCUGCGCGAGAUCGAGGAGGGGAUACUGGACGUGUUCUCUGACGAGUACUGUAACAGACACCUCGUGUAUGGCAUAUUAGAGCUCAUAUUGGUGCGGCUCAUGCCCGAGCUGGCGGAAAAGGGGGUCGCCGAGCUCUGGGACGAAAGGUUAAGCUGA
This is a messenger RNA of Verticillium alfalfae VaMs.102, 624 nucleotides long. RefSeq lists its product with no specific name. Lineage: Eukaryota; Fungi; Ascomycota; Sordariomycetes; Glomerellales; Plectosphaerellaceae. The record is from RefSeq and is a predicted model, not a curated record. Bases 1 to 624 code for a protein of 207 amino acids. The transcript has 2 exons.